This is a messenger RNA of Hevea brasiliensis (rubber tree), 3003 nucleotides long. Its product is annotated as two-pore potassium channel 5. The record is from RefSeq and is a predicted model, not a curated record. Gene Ontology annotation, biological process: potassium ion transmembrane transport; stabilization of membrane potential. NCBI's taxonomy places the organism in Eukaryota, Viridiplantae, Streptophyta, Magnoliopsida, Malpighiales, Euphorbiaceae. Gene Ontology annotation, cellular component: plant-type vacuole membrane. Gene Ontology annotation, molecular function: potassium ion leak channel activity.
CAACAAAUGAGAAUACACAAAUCAAAAUUCAAAUAUUGCAAUUACAAAUGACUGCAUUCGAACCUAAAGCUGAAAUUGUCUUGUUUAACCAAUAAUCACUCCAACGAAAGAGACAUAUCAAAAGUUUCUCGAAUCCAACUUGAAAACAGGAUGAGUUGAAGCUUGAAGGUGACUGCAUGCUACCGGCAAAAUUUUGGGCGACUGUCAUCGGGACAAAUUUAAAUUACUUAAAAUUUGCAACCUUGUAGGGCAGACGCAGACGAGUCCUUUCCUCAGUACACAGCCGGCCUGUGCAUAAAUCGCCGGCUUAAUAGCCACCCACAGCCACCAAUGCCAUCGUCGUUCCUGGGGAACCAUGACGAUUUCUUCAGUUUAACGGCCUUAUUUGUGGGUCCCUCUCGCCUUACUAUUAGACGGCUUUCCCUCUAUGGUCGCGCCAAUCAAAAAGGAAAAUUACAAGAAAUAAAAAGAGAUACUGAGGCCUCUUGGCUGCCACAAGUUCACAACAAACUUCCUUCCGGAAAAAUAAUCCAUUUUCUUUUCUUUACUCUGAUGGAAAAUAAGCCUUGUCUCGCCGCCCAAACAAGGCCCCACCCCCAGCUCCAACCCAUUCUCGAACACCAUGAUCUCCCCUUCACGCUCCCUCAGUCUCUCUCCUCCCCAUUCAUCUUCUCUGAAAUCCAGGACCGCCCAACAGAGCAACCCUAUUCUACACGUGGAGCUCCGACUGACUACGGAUGGAAACCGGGUAAUCUCCACCGCUCCAAAACAGCUCCAGCCAUGGUCGUGAUGCGAGACUUGAAACCAGAAUCAACCCAAGAUCCCAAGCCGCAAUCUGACUCCAGCUCCAUUAUCAGGCAAUCCAUUUUCCUGUUGUCUAUGUUUCUACUUCUCGGCGUGGUUAUCUACUCUUUUAACAGAGAUAAUUUCUCCGGUGUAGAAACCCAUCCGGUUGUGGAUGCUCUUUAUUUUUGUAUAGUAACUAUGUGUACCAUUGGCUAUGGUGAUAUAGCUCCUUUGACACCAGGAACAAAAGUCUUUGCCUGCAUGUUUGUAUUGGUUGGUUUUGGAUUCAUAGACACAUUACUUAGUGGGGUUGUUAACUAUGUUCUUGUUGCAGAGAGUAUGAUCUUGGCUGGGAUUCAAAUGGGUAAAGCCCACCAAGGAUUUUCAGCUAGGAAUUACAUUAUCGAUGUCGAAAAGGGGAGGAUGAGGAUACGAUUGAAGGUUGGAUUGGCACUUGGCGUCGUGAUUUUGUGUAUCGGAAUGGGUAUGUUGGUUCUGUACUUUGUUGAGGAUCUGGAUUGGAUUGAUUCGCUAUAUUUGGCAGUUAUGUCAGUUACUACAGUUGGGUAUGGUGAUAGGGCAUUUAAGACUCCGCCCGGAAGACUGUUUGCGGCUAUUUGGCUUUUGGUUUCUACGCUGGCGGUGGCAAGGGCUUUUCUUUUUUUAGCAGAGGCUAGGAUUGAUAAGAGGCACAGAAGGAUCACCAAGUGGGUUUUGCAUAGGGAUAUUACCGUUGAGGACUUGCUUGCUGCGGACAUCAAUAACGAUGGUUUCAUUAGGUGCGGUUCUAUCUUGAUCCCUACUAGUUUUUCUUGUUUAAUUGUUGCGCUAUUUGAUGCAAUGGUCUAGUUUUACUGUUUGGUGAAAAUUUGUUAAAUUAGUCAUAAAAUCUCCAUUUUUGUUAGUUCUUUCUGGUAAGCAUACUUAGUUCUGCAACAACACGAGCAUGUAGAUAGACUGGAUUCUUACCUCUUAGGUUUUGGGUUGGUUGAGCAGUUAAGUGAGGCCAAUUUCUAAUAAGUUUUGCAUCUGAUGAAAAUUGUCUUUUUUUAGACCUGGAGACCUUGAAUACAGAGAUGCAAAGUUUGUAUGAUAAAACACAUCAUGCGACAAUGUUUGCUUGAUCUUGGUUAAAGCAAAUUUUUUCUUGCAAAAAUUGCUAGAACCUCUUGCAACUUGAACAAUAGAAUAGAAAGUAAUGCCUAAUUGAACAACCUUUCACUGUGAAGGCUGCACAUGGCAUGUAUAUAAAUUAGAGUAAUCGUUUAUGAGGAAAGUUAAGAUACUUUGUAAGCCAUCAUCUAUAUUGAGUGUGUAUGGGUUGAGGUCCUGAGGAUGCUAAUUGAGGUAAAUGGGGUAGAAUAGUGGUUGGUGUUUUUGAUUUCUCAUCCAGCUUAUGUAAUCUGUUUAUGAUUAGAAUCAACUCCCUAACCUUAUUAAUGCUGUUACUCUUUUGUUGCAUUUGAGACCUUUUGCUGUUCACCUAGAUAUUUAUGGGCAAUAGAAAUUAAAUUUGUUGGGCUAAUCUAAACAUUUCAUAUUUUUUUAAAUCAAGCUAUGUUGAGCUGAAAUUCGUUUAUGUUUUCUUUUUUAAACCUUUCCUGCUGCAAAUCAGAACAUGUAAUCUACAAGCUCAAAGAGAUGGGAAAGAUCGGGGAGAAAGAUAUAUUGCAGAUAUGCAAUCAAUUUAGCAAACUAGACCCCAACAACUUGGGAAAGAUAACCCUAACUGAUCUGUUGGGGAAUCGUUCAUGACAAUUAAACAGAUUAAUUUAAUCUGUAUUUUUUAACAGAAGCAUUUGGAGUUAUCUCCUCAUCCUGGAGUAGGACAAAUGGAAAUAGGAGCUUGAGAAUCUUCAUACAAAAAAAUUUGCCGGUUUGCAUGCAUAAGUGUUGUUCUAUCUAGCAAAAGAGGUUUGCAGAUUAGCCACUGCGCCGUUGCACAAAGAACGGCACAGUCAUAGAGGGUUACUUUCGGUGCUAAAACAAUGAUCACAGGAGAAAACAAGGAUUGAAAAUGCAAGGGCAAUGCGUGGUUGCCUUUCUUUACCAAACCCCCACCCCCAGCCCCAGCUCCCCAAAUCUAUAUCCUAUUUCUUUGGGCCUUGAAUUGUAUAUGACAAAUUGACAAUGUAAUUACGCAUUUAUAUUGAAACCAUUCCGAAGGGUAAAAGGCAAUGAGAAAAUUAUACAACUUAACUAAAUUUUACUCCGAAA